Molecule: messenger RNA, 1052 nt
Organism: Aphidius gifuensis
Lineage: Eukaryota; Metazoa; Arthropoda; Insecta; Hymenoptera; Braconidae
Product: stress-associated endoplasmic reticulum protein 2
Exons: 3
Coding region: 190-384 (64 amino acids)
Biological process (GO): endoplasmic reticulum unfolded protein response
Cellular component (GO): endoplasmic reticulum
Source: RefSeq, a predicted model, not a curated record
UCACUGGAAUCCAUGACGACCACGUACAUUUAUUGAAAAGAUAGUACAAAUUUAUCUUUAUAUACUUUUUUAUUAUCACGUGAACACGUACAUAAAAGUGACACUGUCGUUCGGUAAACGCCGUCAAUUUCGGAGUCAAUUAAAUUGUUUUGUGAAGUAUUUUGAUUUGUUUAAUCAAAAUUAUUAAUAAUGGCACCUAAACAAAGAAUGCGUAUUGCUAAUGAAAAAGCAACAAAAAAUAUAACAUUACGUGGAAAUGUACCUAAAUCAUCAAAAGCUCAAGAAGAAAGUUCUCCAGUUGGACCAUGGCUACUUGCAUUAUUCAUCUUUGUUGUUUGUGGAUCUGCGGUGUUCCAAAUAAUCCAGAGCAUCAGGAUGGCAUAAUUUAAUUCAACUAAACACAAAUCUCAAUAAUUUAAUUGGACAAACCAGUUUUAAAAAUUUAUUUAUACAAUAAAAAAAUUGAUUUAUUAAUUAUUGAUUAUCAUAAACAAAAAAGAUGACUGAAUUUUUUUUUUUUUUUUUCUCUUUUUUAAAAAAAUAUAUUUUCUAAUUGUCUAUUCUGAUUAGGCUCAAAAAUGUAUCUAUGUAACUUAGCAUUUUCAUUCAUUUUUACGAUUAACUUGAAAAAUAAAUAAAAUAUAUAUAUGUUAAUUAUUUUUUUUAUAAAAAUCAAUGGAAGGUAAUGUAACGUCAACUCUCAUUUGAAUUGAAAAGAAAAAAAAAAAAAGAAAAAAUUCAUUCAAUGAUAUUUAUAAAUUUUUAUCCUGGUUUUAAAUUUUGAAUAUGCAAUAGUUAAUCUUUUUUAUAUACAAAAAAAAUAUCAAGUUCUUCCAUUGAUUAUUAACACAUGAUAAAUUGUAAAUAUACUAAAUGUUCGUUUCGAAGCAUUCCAAUAAUAAAAAAAAAUACAACGAAAUGUUGAACAGUGUGCUUAAAUAACAAUUGGGAAUUUUAUUAAUUUAUCCAAUCCAGUCAUUAAGUAUUUUACAAAUUAUUAUUUUUUUUCUUUUGACUUAUUGGAUAUCAAUAAAAAGAUAUGAACAAAAAUA